UGGUACUGCAGAAGGCCCCGCCCCGCAGGAGCCAUUUGUUGCGCGGUUCAGACAGCCCUCAGUUAGAGCCCCUGUGUCGCGCCUGCGGGGCGGGGCGCCUGUGGGCCCCGCCCCUCAGGCCGGCCCCACCUCAAGGCCGCCCCGCCCCUCCCGCAGUGGUGAGCUCGGGCGCGGCGCGAGGCGGGCGCUAGGGCGCCAGCAGUCCUGCGGCGGCGACAAUGAUGGACCGGGAGCCAGUGAACCGGGAGGAGGGAGGAGAAGCAGUGGGUGUCUCCGGAGCUGCGGCCGCCUCGGCGUUCAGGGAAUCGUCUCGGCAGAUGAGUAAUGACAGAGGCUUUGAAAAUGUAGAACUGGGAGUCAUAGGAAAAAAGAAGAAAGUCCCAAGGAGAGUCAUCCACUUCGUCAGUGGUGAGACAAUGGAAGAAUACAGCACAGAUGAGGAUGAGGUCGAUGGCCUGGAGAAGAAGGAUGUUUUACCCACUGUUGAUCCGACAAAACUUACCUGGGGCCCAUACUUAUGGUUUUACAUGCUUCGUGCUGCCACAUCAACCCUCUCAGUAUGUGACUUCCUUGGAGAAAAGAUUGCGUCUGUUUUGGGCAUCAGCACCCCAAAAUACCAGUAUGCCAUCGAUGAGUAUUACCGGAUGAAGAAGGAGGAAGAAGAAGAAGAAGAAGAAAAUAGAAUGUCUGAAGAAGCAGAAAGGCAGUACCAACAAAAUAAGAUGCAGGCUGAUUCCACUGUCCAGUCAGAUCAACCAGAAACACUGGUAUCCAGUUCAUUUGUGAAUCUCAAUUUUGAAAUGGAGGGAGAUUGUGAAGUAAUUAUGGAAAGCAAACAAAAUCCAGUCCCUGUCCCUCUGUAGAAUGAAAUGACUAUCAAACUUCUAAGUUUUUUUUUUUAAACCAGAAACUUCACAUUCUAUAUUCUGUGGGACUUAAUACAGUUAUUUAUACUUUAAAUUAUUAAGUUAUCUGCAAAGGAAAAGUGUUUCUUUAUUCUUAGGCUCUAUCAAAAGCCAGAUUUGAAAUUUGGAUAUUUGUACUAUGCUUUUAACUGUGUCAAAUUAGUACUUUGGUUUUAAAAUGAUCUUUAAAAAAAUUUAAGGACAUUCUAGAGCCCUAACCACCAAUUAAAAAGAGUUAAAUUAUCAAGCUUGUCUGUUUAUAAGGAAAAAAUAAUUAGGUAAGUUACUGAUUAAGGCCAGUUGAGCUGGUAUUUGUAGUCUUAGAUUAAAAAUAAGGAUUUUUCCCCCCCUAGAUUUUCUUAUGUCUUACGUUUAUAUAUCUAACCAUUCAUUACAUAGUAAGGAUGGUUCACUGAGUGUGUAAUAAAAGGAGCAAGAUAAAAGCAUUUUGAAUUUUCUUUCCUUGAGAAUAAUUUUAUUUCAUGGGAAGGUGAUCAAGUUUAUACACUACCAAAUAUAAAGAUGGUUUUCCAUUUUUUAAUGAAGGCUACUUAAUCUUAUGUUCUCUUUUAGUAGUUAGACUUAAAUAACUAAAUUUUAGUGUUAAAAAACACUAGUAAUGGGAUGAAUUUAUUAAUGUAAUUGUAUUCAAGUGGUGAUACCUAGUGAUUAUCCAUAUGGCAUGCUGGUUAUGUCACUCAUUCAGCCCUGAGUGCCUCCUAUGGGUCAAGUAGUUGCAGGAUGAGAGUGAGGAAUAGACGAAGACCGAAACCCUCCAGGGGCUCACUGUUAAAUAGUGUACAAGAUGCAUUGGUAGCAUAAUUAAGUUCUUGUCAUUCAUCACUUCGACAUAACGACAGUGGAUGGUUUACUCGACCCAGGUUGGCCAUCUCUGUACCCACUGUGCUAUUAGCAGGUUUUACAAAUGUAUAAUGUGAAUCCCAUUUUGAAAAUAUUCCUGUAUAUGUUCAGAAUCUUAUAUGUGUAUGACUUUGACUUGUAACUAAAUGUGGGUAAGGAAAAAUGUGUGGAGUUAUAACUAAAUGUGAAUAAGGAAAAACGUGUGCACUAUUUCAGAAACACUGCUCUUAACCUAUUCACAACCCUAAAGGGCUUUUAGAGAGUAAUGGUUGUUAGUAGCCUUCUAAAUAGUAUUAAGCUUUCAAUCCUAAAUAUAUCUGUAUAAAGUAUAGCUUCAAAAAAACAACAAAGGCACAUUGGGCUUAUUAUGGAAGUCUUUUUAUCAAUGAACAUGAACAUCUGGCCACUAAAUUCUUUAACUGAAAUUUGAAGGAUUUAGAAAAGGUAAUUCUUUAUUAGGAAAUCACAGUUGCAUCGAUUCAUGGUAUAGUGGUUCAUGGUAUGUGUUGAUAAUCCUUUUAGUUAUGGGUGUAAACUAUAUAAUGUAGUGCUUAGAGGUUUAAUCUUCAGAUGAUGUAAUGUCACCAUAAAUUGUAGUUUACCAAUAGCUCUACAGUGCUAACCUGAUAUGUUCCUUGUAAUUUGUUUUUAUCUUCAUCUGAGAAGAUAUUCAAAUUUAGAUACUUAUUCGGUUAUCCAGUGAAGGCAAGCAUAUCUAAAGGCAUCUGAAUCAGCUCUCCCUAGAGGCACUAAAUCCUAAAAGAGUUUACUCAGAAACUUACCUGAUUGUAGAAGAUAAUGAUGUAUGAAGGUUUUACAUUUCUUGAAUUUUACUUUUUCUACUUGUCCAACAGUGGCCAGUUUAUAAUGUUUAUAUAGUUAUUCACUGUGCCUUAAAUUUUUAUAUUUUUAUUUAUGCAAACUAUAAAAUUUCCCAUAAAUGCAUUAAAUGGUUUUGUCUUUUUAAGCCUCUUUCACUUUUUCUUCCUUUUCAUCCCUUUUAAUAAUUACUGUUCCUUCUGAAUCACAGUUCAUGCUAUUCUAGCCUAUUCUUUCAUUUCAUUUAAACUAAACAGUAUAAUUGAGAAUCUUUACACUCAGUAACAAAUUCUGUAACAAAAUUCCUUAGCAAAAUUGAGUCGUUUUGUAAAGUGUAACCCUGAUGCUGGUUAAUAACGCUAGGCAAGUUUUUUCUUUUCCUGUCUUUUGUCUUUUUUUUUUUUAGCACAGCACCCGCGGCAUAUGGAGGUUCCCAGGCUAGGGGGUCUAAUCAGAGCUACAGCUGCUGGCCUACACCACAGCCACAGCAACGCCAGAUCUGAGCUGCAUCUGCAACCUACACCACAGUUCAUUGCAAUGCCGGAUCCUUAACCCACUGAGUAAGGCCAGGGAUUGAACCCACAACCUCAUCGUUCCCAGUUGGAUUUGUUUCUGUUGCAUCACAACAGGAACUCCCAGGCUUUUAAUACCAAUGAUUUUAAUUAAAGUAAAAUACUAAUAAUUUGAAUACUUUUUAUUGAAACAUCCUGUUAAAAUAAACAUCAUAUCCAACCACUUCCCAGAAAUGAAAUGGCUUUACUCUGAUGAAUGGGAAAGUCCAUAAUCUUUGAUAUACCUAAUACUUUAGAAGAAGAUUCAAGGUUAAAUGGUGGAAUUUAAACUAUCCUUCCAAUAUUCAAAUUCUUAAUGACUCAUGUCAGCAAUAUUACCUGAAAACUUCCUUUUACUUCUGAAGAUUAUACAGACUUAAAGUGGACUCCUCUCUUCACCAAAUCACACCUGCCACAUUUGAGCUAAGCGCUUAGAAUCAGAAUUUAUGACCUCGUAAUUUGGUCCCAUUGCUUCUAGACAACUGCCACCAAAAUUCCAAUAACCAGAACAUUUGCUGUAUUCUAUAGGCAUAUGAACUGUUUUAUUUAGACCAUUUCUAAGGAUUCUGCUUCAAAGGUUUUACAUGUAGCAUUCAGACUUAUCUUAAUGAAUAAAGUCUAGUCUUUGCGAGAUCAUGUAUCAUCAAGGUCCGUAGAAUUUUCAUUAUCAUUUGCAACAAGGGCUUCCCUAUUCUCGUAAGUCCAAAAGCCAUUCAGAUCAAUUAGAAUGGUGGUGACUGUGUCACCUUGAUUACUGUUGAUUAAAUCCUGAAGAGAAAUCUUCAAAGGAUCCUUUGGUUUUACCAUAUCAAAGAUUUCAUCCUAUAAGAGAAAAAAAAAUAACAUCUGCUAUCUGAUUCACUUAAUUUCUGUAACACAGUGAUAUAAAAUUCAGGGCUGGCACUUGAGCUAUGCAAAUUUUUUUGUUCCAGUUUUUUUUUUUUUUUUUCCCCAUUUAAUAGGCAAUCACCUCUUCUACAUGUACACCGAAUUUUACUGGAAGAUUCCUUAGGUACAAGCAUACCCCUGGAAAUAUUUUGGGUUCAUUCCAGACCAUCGCAAUAAGGCAAUGUCACAAUAAAGCGAGUCAUGCGAAUUUUUUGGUUUCUCACUGAAUAUAAAAAGUUAUGUUUACACUCUAUGCUAUUAAGUGUGCAAAAGCAUUAUGUCUAAUAAAACAAUGUACAUACCUUAAGUACUUCAUGGCUAAAAAUGCUAA
Molecule: messenger RNA, 4355 nt
Organism: Sus scrofa (pig)
Lineage: Eukaryota; Metazoa; Chordata; Mammalia; Artiodactyla; Suidae
Gene: FAM177A1
Product: family with sequence similarity 177 member A1
Source: RefSeq, a predicted model, not a curated record